AUGAAGGUGCUUUGUCUUCACGGAAAGGGGACCAGCGGCUUCAUCUUCCGCUCCCAGAUUGCCUCAUUCCGCGCCAAACUCCCUAAUGAUGUCCAGUUUGAUUUUGUCGAUGGCCCAUUUAGUAGCGACCCCGCUGCAGGAGUAGAUCUCUUCUACAGUCCGCCAUACUACCAAUUCUGGGAAAAUGACAGCGUCGAUGCCGUCCGAGCCACCCAUAACUGGCUCAAUGAACACAUCGCCAAAAAUGGCCCAUACGAUAUCGCACUCAUGUUCUCACAAGGCUGCGUGCUAGGAUCCAGUAUUCUCCUAUUCCACCAAGAAGAAACACCGCAUCUCCCGCUCCCAUUCAAAGCCGCCAUCUUUAUCUGCGGUGGGGCGUCGUUAAACGUUCUCGAGGAGAUGGGCUUCCAUGUUUCCGCCGAGGCGCGCGAACGCGAUCUCGCAUCGCGGUCUGCACUGGCACUCCAAGCUGGCUCAAAUGCGCUCUUGACUCAGGGCGCAGAUCGCUGGACAGGGCUCAAGUCUCUGAGCGGCGGUCUCUCGGAGGCCGAAAUCCGAAAUGAGAUUACUAGCCCCUUCCGUAUCAAUGUCCCCACGGUACAUAUUUAUGGCUCGAAAGAUCCUCGGUGGGCAGCUGGUGUUCACCUUUCUGGGAUUUGCGAGCCAGAGAAACGUCGCACUUACGAUCAUGGCGGCGGGCAUGAGAUUCCUAGGACUGCUGUUGUGAGCAACUCGAUCGCGGAACUUUUCCAGUGGGCGGCUGCGCAGGCUGCUGCUUAA
Molecule: messenger RNA, 780 nt
Organism: Penicillium paradoxum
Lineage: Eukaryota; Fungi; Ascomycota; Eurotiomycetes; Eurotiales; Aspergillaceae
Product: putative EF-hand calcium-binding domain protein
Exons: 2
Coding region: 1-780 (259 amino acids)
Cellular component (GO): nucleus; cytoplasm
Source: RefSeq, a predicted model, not a curated record